This is a messenger RNA of Nannospalax galili (Upper Galilee mountains blind mole rat), 1656 nucleotides long. It is a transcript of the gene Lime1, whose product is annotated as Lck interacting transmembrane adaptor 1. The transcript has 6 exons. NCBI's taxonomy places the organism in Eukaryota, Metazoa, Chordata, Mammalia, Rodentia, Spalacidae. Gene Ontology annotation, molecular function: protein kinase binding. Gene Ontology annotation, biological process: B cell receptor signaling pathway; regulation of transcription by RNA polymerase II; T cell receptor signaling pathway. Gene Ontology annotation, cellular component: B cell receptor complex. The record is from RefSeq and is a predicted model, not a curated record. Bases 479 to 1330 code for a protein of 283 amino acids.
UGAGUCAAGGUUGGGCCCCUUAGUGCCCAACGCUCACAAACAGGUGGAAUAUGUGCAGACACCCUUGAAGAGUACUGUCAGUGAGAUGAGCAGGCAGGCCUCACUUCUGUGGGUUUGGGGUUCAUUACUGGUGCUUGGCAGCCAGAUGGUCUAUCCAGUUGACCUGCUCUGCCUAUCUCAUUAACAGGUAUCUGCUUAUUAGAGUGGAGGGGACUGGGCUAGGCUCUGUGAUAGCUGCCCAGUGGUGGCAAAUAGCCAGAACUAGAUGAGGGUCAGGGCUGUAGUAGGUAUUGGAGGUGAACAGGAGUUGGGGGAACAACUGCGCAAGAGCUGAGUGGCUGCCGGGAGGUGCUCAGAGAUAGACAGGAAGUGAGGUGGGGCGUUGAGCAGCAGCCCACAAAGACCUUCCUGGCCGUCCUAGACAGGGCCAAGGAGGAUCUCCGGCAGUGACCUUGGUCCCCCUUCCCUGCUUCACAGGAUGGGGCCACCAGUGCCCUCAGCCCUGUCAGCCAUCUGGGUCCUGGGGUGCUUCUCCUUGCUGUUCUGGCUGUGGGCACUGUGCACAGCCUGCCACAGGAAGCGGACUCAGAGGCAGCAAACUGGGCUGCAGGGCAGUGUGAUACCAGUGGAAGUGUCACUGCUGAGACAGACCCACCUCUGCUCCCUCAGCAAGUCUGACACCAGGCUGAAUGAGCUGCACCGAGGCUCACGCCGAAGCACAGCUCCACGGCCUGCUAGCAUGGAUCUUCUGCGUCCACACUGGUUGGAGGUGACCAGAGGCAGCACCAGGCCUCAAGUACCCCCCUUCGCCUUGCCAUCCCGACAGCUGCCCAGGGCCCCAUUUCUUCCCCUUGCCACUGCACCCUCCACUGGUCCCGAGGCCACCUAUUCCAAUGUGGGCCUGGCUGCGAUCCCCAGGGCCAGCCUGGCUGCUAGCCCUGUGGUGUGGGCUGGGACACAGCUGACUAUCAGCUGUGCCAGGCUUGGGCCCGGAGCAGAGUAUGCCUGCAUCCAGAAGUGCAAGGGAACAGACCAGACCCACCAAGAAUUGCAGCAGGAGAAGGCUGAAGUGACCCCAGCUGCUCAGGUGGACAUCUUGUACUCCAGAGUCUGCAGGCCUAAAAGGAGAGGCCCAAGACCUGCCACAGAUCAGCUGGACCCCCAGGGUGGGGGAGCAAUUCUGGCCCUGGGGGGUGACAUGGAAUAUGAAGCCGUCACUCUCAGGGGCCAGGGUGUGGAUCAAGGUCCCCUGGAAAAUGUGUAUGAGAGUAUAAGGGAGAUGAGACCCCCUGAACCUGAACAUUUGGAGCCCCCACAUACUGCCAGUUAGCAUAAGUUGACACAGUAAGGGUAUCAAGGCCCCUCGCUUCUGCCAGGGAAGCAUUGGAGACCUUUCUGUACCCUUCCCCCAGCCCCAGAGCUGGCAGCACAUUUCUCAGGUCUUUGACCUGGGGUGGUGGCACAUGCCUUUAAUCCCAGCCCUUGGGAGGUAAAGGCAAGCAGAUCUCUAAGAGUUAAAGACUAGCCUGGUCUACAUAGUGAGUUCUGGGCCAGCCUGGUCUACAUAGUGAGCCCGUCCUACACCCCUACCCCCAUCACCUCAAGUCCUGUCCUUGUGGCCCUGAGGCCUAAUUAAAUCUGUCACCUAAGACUGGA